UAACGAAUUUCAUUUGCUGUGGUUGGCUGCUCAAAGGCUGAGCGCCAACGUGCACUGUUUACGUUGUCGUGACGCUAAAAAGAGUACAGACAAUUCUUCGAUAGUAAGCGUUUUCACGACGGAAAGCAGUGUUGUGUGUAGAAUAACGGCCAUGGAAUUGAAGUGUGCAUAUCAGCAGUAUGACUGGGGAAAAUUUGGGCUCAACAGCAAAGUGGCAUCUCUUCUAAAAUGUGCAGAACCAGAACUGAUAAUAGAUGAAAACAGGCCAUACGCUGAACUUUGGAUGGGAACUCAUCCCAAUGGCCCAUCUAUUGUGAAAAGUACUGGUGAAAAAUUAUUGGACUGGAUCGAAGGCAAUUCACAGGCACUAGGUAGAAAAGUAGUAUCAUCAUUUGGUAUUCAGUUGCCUUUUCUUUUUAAAGUAUUGUCAAUCAACAAAGCCUUGUCUAUUCAGGCUCAUCCCACCAAGGCUCAUGCUGAAAUACUACAUCAGAAAUAUCCAGAUCUGUAUAAAGAUCCUAAUCACAAACCUGAACUAGCCAUUGCACUAACAGAUUUUGAAGCACUGUGUGGAUUCCGACCAGCUGAGGUCGUCAAAAAUUUGAUGAGACAUGUUCCUGAACUGAGAGAAGUUUGUGGGCUAGAAGUAACUUCUCAGUUUUUAUGUAGUGAACAAAAGGAUGCAGAGCAUAACCUUAAAGUAUGUUUCACUGCUCUCAUGAAAUGUGAACCCAGUAAAAUAGAAAAACAGCUGUCACACCUGCUGGAAAGACUUGACACAUUAGAUGAUGACACUAGAACAUUGAUUAAUGGUGAUUUGUUUAGACGAUUACAUAUGCAGUUUCCUGGAGAUGUUGGAUGCUUCUCCAUAUAUUUGCUCAAUCAUAUUAUUUUGAAACCCGAGGAAGCCAUAUAUUUAGGACCUAAUGAACCACAUGCAUAUCUUUCUGGUGAUUGUGUAGAAUGUAUGGCCUGUUCUGAUAAUGUAGUCCGUGCUGGACUUACACCUAAGUAUAAAGAUGUUGACACUCUUUGUAAUAUGCUGAAUUAUAAAGGAGCACCAGCUGGAGACAAAUUAUUUAAGCCGGUUGGAGAAGAUGUGUAUACACAAGUAUACAAGCCACCUGUUCCAGACUUUGCUGUUGCCAAAAUAUCUGUGCCAGCAGAAAAAUCCAAUUAUAAUCUCAUUCGUCGAGACUGUGCCAGCAUUUUGAUAGUAAUUGAGGGAGAAGCCAAUACGAACUUACUGGCUCUGAGAAAAGGUACUGUUUUAUUCCUCCAAGAGAAUCAGGAAUUGACAAUUCAGAAGGUCACUAGAGGGAACGGUAUUACAUUGUACCAAGCUUUUUGUAAUGUGUAGAAUGAAAAGGAAGUGUCAUUCAUUGCACAUCACUGUAAAAGGCUGCAUAGAAAUGUAGUAUUGUGCUAAGUGUAAAUUUUAUGCAGUGACUUUGUAAUAACUUACAGUUCACAGUGCCAUAUAAAUUAUUGAAACUGUA
Messenger RNA from Schistocerca gregaria, 1499 nucleotides. Its product is annotated as mannose-6-phosphate isomerase-like. The coding region runs from base 152 to 1360 and encodes 402 amino acids. Gene Ontology annotation, cellular component: cytosol. The record is from RefSeq and is a predicted model, not a curated record. Lineage: Eukaryota; Metazoa; Arthropoda; Insecta; Orthoptera; Acrididae. Gene Ontology annotation, molecular function: zinc ion binding; mannose-6-phosphate isomerase activity. The transcript has 7 exons. Gene Ontology annotation, biological process: carbohydrate metabolic process; GDP-mannose biosynthetic process.